UGAUAAAUAUAAAUAUUUACGAGUCCUACUUAUGCAAAUGGAUAGAAAUAGCUUACCUGAUCUCCGCAAGGACAGAGACUUACACGAAAACGAAGGAGGUCAAAGUAUAUUCGAGAAUACUGCUAUUGACCCCUAUAUUUCUUCACAAUAUGAUGCUGCUAUGAAAUUUAAUUCUCAAACAAAGAGCAACAUGAGAAAUAAACAUAUAGCUAGUAAGAGGUCCACUGAUACCAUUACUAACGUAAGCCCAAGUCUUAAUAAAAAUAAUUACUUCCCGAAGCAAGACCAAUCUGCUCCAAAGGCAAUUCUAAAUAGCUCGGAGAUUCAAAACCAGAUUGUCCCAACAGGAUACUUUAAUACGAGCUCGAUGAAGAAAAGUGGGAAUAAAAAGGAUUUUAAUGCAACCUCAAGGCAACCAGAUAGUGAAAUUUUAUCUCCAAUAGAAUUACCUCAACUCAAUAAAACUAUAAGAACGGAGACUCUGUAUUCUAUAAAAUCGCAAAAAUAAUAGCUCUCCGCAUGCUAGAAUGAUGCAGAGUUUAGAGAAGACCAAGAAGAAGAGAAAGCCUCCCGCCGUGAUCCCAGAUACUGUUGAAAGUGUGAAGAGCCAUGAGACAUUGCGACAGACCAAGUAUCCUGUCACUAUUAAAGACGUUACCAGCAGGAACCAUAACAAUUCUAAGAAAUGAUACGAAAUAACAACCAUUGACGAAGAUGAGGAGUCAAGUAGCCUGAAUUAUACUCAUAAGGAACCCAAAGCUAGCAACAGCUACGCUGGUGCUCAAGUCAAGCAGACCAGUAGAUAUAAGCAUCUUAACCCAGACCUAGCGCAGGGUCACGAGAAUGGAGAUUUGAUGAAAAGUAUCAAACAUGGUACAAUCAGAAGGAACCUCAGCCAGAACACAAACCAUCUUGAAAACCCUCAGAAUAUUGCGCAUAAGCCUCAUGGAAGGGUAGAUAUGAGAAUUAAAGAGAACCAUAAGACUUUCUCAUCUCCCAAGAAGUCAAAGAAGUUCAAAAAGGACAAACUUCCAGGGCUAACUGCUCAAAAUGGUAUAUACAAGCCAUACACUCUCUCAGAUUUCGAAGGGAGAUUCAAAAAUAAGUACGUAGAGAUGGGAGGGCUUGGACACAACAGAGAUGUGAAAUGGAAUGAAGCCAACAGGAAGCUUGAGAAAAUGAAGAAAUUCUCAACACAAAUUGGUAAAAUUAAUUCUCAGAAUAUGAAGAUCCGAACCUCUCCACCUCCAAGAGAGAUCUCUAAGAGAGACAGAGCCAUAGAGUUUGCGAUGAAAAUCAAAAAACCUCGUAUUGUAGAGAAGUUAUCUUGGGAACGGCCUCUAGCAAUAGAAUCUGGCUAUUAUCCAUCUGGAAAAUUUGAAGAUGUAGACGACAAGAAGCUCAGACUAGAAAAAGAGAAAAUAAAACUGAUAUAUAAUCUUUAA
This is a messenger RNA of Moneuplotes crassus, 1445 nucleotides long. NCBI's taxonomy places the organism in Eukaryota, Ciliophora, Spirotrichea, Euplotida, Euplotidae. The record is from the annotation of a GenBank genome assembly.